Messenger RNA from Carassius gibelio (silver crucian carp), 5794 nucleotides. RefSeq names its product kin of IRRE-like protein 1. The transcript has 15 exons. Gene Ontology annotation, cellular component: cell-cell junction. Bases 200 to 2650 code for a protein of 816 amino acids. Lineage: Eukaryota; Metazoa; Chordata; Actinopteri; Cypriniformes; Cyprinidae. Gene Ontology annotation, biological process: cell-cell adhesion. Gene Ontology annotation, molecular function: cell adhesion molecule binding. The record is from RefSeq and is a predicted model, not a curated record.
AGGAAUGUGCCACUAAUAAGAAACCGGAGCGUUGCAGAGAGGAGGGCAAAAGAGGGAACGGCGGAGGAAAAACGACUAGAAAUGCGUUAAAAAGUAGUGCAGGGGGAUAAAAGUGCCAAUACACAGCCAGCACGUGAAUGGAAGGAUUAUAAUCCACCGUUGGAGUGAUUUUGACGCUCCCCAUGCGGAGAUUUGAACCAUGCAGGGACUGCUGCUGCUUCUGAGUUUGGCGUUGAGUUUUCACAGAGUGCGGACGGCGCGGUUCUCUCAGGAGCCUGCAGACCAGUCAGUGGUUUUGGGCCAGAGGGUGGUCCUGUCCUGCGUGGUCUUCAACUAUUCGGGCAUUGUGCAGUGGACCAAGGAUGGACUGGCCUUAGGCAUUGGAGAAGACCUCCGGGCCUGGCCGCGGUAUCGUGUGUUGCGGCUGGUGGAUGUUGGGCAGUAUAAUCUGGAGAUCUCAGCUGCUGAACUCUCAGAUGACUCUCUCUACGAGUGCCAGGCCACGGAGGCAGCGCUGCGCUCGCGACGGGCCAAACUCACCGUCCUCAUUCCUCCCGAUGAGCCGGUGAUUGAGGGGGCCCCGGAGAUCCUCCUCACAGCAGGGGUCCCAUACAACAUGAGCUGCGUGUCCCGCGGAGCCAAACCCGCCUCUGUCAUAGAUUGGCAGAAAGACGGCCUGCCGAUAGAAGGGGCCAUCAGCACCACAGAGCUGCUUCCAGACAGGAAACGCGUGACCACACGCAGUUACCUGCCCAUUUCAGCAGUAGACACAGACACAGGGAAGAACUUUACCUGUGUUGCUACUAACCUGGCUGCGCCAAUGGGCAAACGGACCACCAUCACCCUCAAUGUACACCACCCACCGGUGGUGACGUUAUCCAUUGAGCCUCGCUCCGUAUUGGAAGGAGAGCGAGUGACCUUCACGUGCCAAGCUACUGCCAACCCACCUAUUAUGGGUUAUAAGUGGGCAAAGGGAGGUGUGGUCAUACAGGGGGCGAGAGAGAGUGCUUUUGUCACCAAGGCUGAUCACUCUUUCUUCACGGAGCCUGUGUCCUGCCAAGUGUUCAAUGCUGUGGGCAGCACAAACGUCAGUAUACUUGUCGAUGUCCACUUUGGUCCUAUCCUGGUUGUAGAGCCUAAACCAGUAACGGUGGAUGUAGACGCAGACGUCACUUUAAACUGCAAGUGGGCGGGAAAUCCUCCCCUCACACUAACCUGGACAAAAAAGGGUUCAAGCAUGGUUUUGAGUAAUAAUAACCAGCUCUAUCUGAAGUCAGUCAGUCAGGCAGAUGCUGGUCAGUAUGUGUGCAAGGCCAUCGUGCCUAGGAUCGGAGUGGGCGAGACAGAGGUCACACUCACCGUCAACGGUCCUCCCAUCAUCUCGAGUGAAGCGGUCCAGUAUGCAGUUCGAGGGGAGAGAGGCGAAGUCAAGUGUUACAUCGCCAGCACACCUCCCCCUGACAAGAUCGUGUGGGCAUGGAAGGAGAAUGUGUGGGAGAAAGAGAAGGGGACUCUAUCAGAACGAUACACGGUAGAACAGAGCAAACUGACUGUACAGGGAGGAGCAGUGCUGUCCACCCUCACCAUCAACAACGUCAUGGAGUCAGACUUCCAGUCCACUUACAACUGCACCGCCUGGAAUUCAUUCGGACCUGGAACCAUGAUCAUCACACUGAAAGAGACCGAAAGAGUGCCGCUUGGGAUCAUUGUGGGAAGCACUGUCGGUUGCUCGAUUCUACUUUUCCUGUGUUUACUAGCAUUAGUGCUGUUUUUGUAUCGGCAACGCAAAGGAAGUCGUCGAGGGGUCACGCUCGGCAAGCCAGAUAUCAAGGUGGAGACCAUAAACAAAGAGACCCACAGCCUGGAGGAAGACUCGGGGAGCGUCUCCACAGCCACACGCAUGGUGAAGGCCAUGUACUCUUUUUUACCUUCUGUGACCCUCUCUCCCUCCUCCCAGCCUUUUAAAGAUGACAUUGACCUCAAACAGGAGUUACGCAGUGACACGCUGGACACGCGCCAGGACUACGAGCUCAAGGACCCAACAAAUGGCUACUACAACGUGCGAGCUUCCACUCAUGAUGAGGGACGUCCCGCGUCCCGAUCCAUGCACUACUCGGACUAUCGCACCUCCGGCCAGCCAGGGGGCGCCGCAGCCAUUGUGAGCAGUAGCUCAGGAGCUCCCGGAGCAACCGCAGGCCCGGGUACACCGAGCAGCUUGGCUCCGGGGUCCCGAGCGGGCUGCUACGACCCUCGCCCUCCCUCUAGACUCUCACACAACAGCUACGCCCAAUUCAACACGUUCACCCGCGCCGGACAGUCCCAGCAGCCUCCACCCAGUUCUGGCCCACAGACUAGCGACUUCACUGAUUGCAGCCUCUUGGACUCCACCGCUCAGCUCGGAUAUGAAAAUUAUGGCUACCCUCACUAUCCGACAUAUCGGUUGGGUUUUGGUCCGCCUAGCCUCGCCCCGUUAGAAGGCGGGCCGGCGUAUGAGAUGUAUGGAGUCGGGCCGAGCGUCGGCGCAGGAGGCGGAACCGGAACCCCAGAGAAUGGACUUGGGAAAUACGGCAGUUCCACACGGUUCUCCUACACUUCCCAGCAUUCCGAUUACUCCCACCGACACACACAGAGGAUGCAAACACAUGUGUAAACGAGAAGCGACACGUGUACGUAACAAGUUACGCUCAUGUUAUGCCGAUAUCGGCCAUUUAAGUACACACACUCACACAGAUACACAGGACGGGAAUAAUGAAUAAAUCUGAGAUGAAGGCGGAGGGUGAACAAACAAAAGGAAGCUCAGAGUUAACGGAGGCCGAGAAAUGAGAACGGGAUGCAGGGCAGGAGCAUCUAAGUGUAUAUUUCUCAGCUCCAGGAGCUGAAAGCGAAAGUCACAAUCAAGAAAGACUGGUGUCUAGAAAAGAUCUAAGAUCUUUAUACCAUUCACUAAAUCCUGAAUGCUUUUAAUAAGCACGAUCACAAAGGUAGUUCCUGAAAAUGAAGGGUGCCUCUUAUAGGCUUAUAGUCGGUUUAACAGCGGUCUCUGACAGAGAUGCAGUACAUAUAUGAAUUAUCUUCAAAGGCUUCUUCAACUUCUCUCCUUAAGCUUUGCAUAGUUUAAAGGGCUUUUAAUGACAAAUUGCACAAUACACAGUGGAGUCUAAAAGUAAAAAAAAUAUAUAUAUUAUUGUUUUAUUUAAAAUUGAAACUGAAAAACUGAAAAUUUCAGGAUGAAAAAAAAUGUAAACCAGGAAAUUAAGCAAAAAAUAUUUAAGGUUCUACACAUUUUUUUUAGGUCACUAAUCAAAAUUACAUUUUGAUCAUGCAAACAACUUUUUACAAAUGAUUUUCUCGCUUGCACUAAAGCCCAAGAUGCUGUUUGAAACUUCCUCAAAUCAUGCUGGAUUGCGUGGAUCAUCUUUAGAAAAAUCUGGAGAUGUUUCGGACAAGCUGCAGAAUUCUGAAUGACGGAUAUAAAUAUAGUAAUAAUCUGUUUACCGUAUUUAAAUCCAUUACAGCAAUGGUUCUCAACCAGGGUGCCUCAGCAAACUUCCAAAGUGGUUUCAAGAAGACUUCAGAUUAUUUAAAAUAAGACCAAACUAACAUUAAAUAUGAUUAAAACUACUAGAAAUUGGGGAAACAUUUGUUUUUUUUGAAGAACCAUGGUUCUUACUGCUUUAAAACAUGGAUGCUGUACAUAAGGUAGCCUAAUUUUAUGAGUGAUUUAUAGACAUGGAAAAAUUACAAAUAAAUAAACUCCUUGCCCAUUUUUAUAAUGAAUAUACAUGUUCAUUAUGUUUUUUUUUCUUAAUCUUAAUCUUUAUCCAGUAAUUCAGAAUGAUUGAAUAUUAGAAUGUAAGAAAACAAGACUUUUAGAUCCCACUGUACAUGGUUACCAAUGUCACAAAAUCUCCAAAUAUCUUUAUUUUUUCAUUCAUUCUCAAAUGAAGGUCUGCAUUCGACAAAAGAAAUGAAGAGCACAUUUAAGAUUACUCGUACAACCUUGUUAAACAUUUUACUAGCCUUCUGUAUUUGCGCAGAAAGGUCCAACUCGAUUUAAAAAAGCACUUUUUAGCAUUUGCAAUAAUACAUAUUACCCUUGAAAUUUCAACAUUAUGACAGAGACAAGUUGAGGAAGCCAUUAAACCGUUUUCAGACAUGGUCAGCGACAGCCAUUCAGUUCACUUUCCUACAAAUAGUUCAGAACCAUGGAAUAUAUAUAUAUAUAUAUAUAUAUAUAUAUAUAUAUAUAUUAUAAAGUCUAUAUACAUAUUCAUAUACAGGAAUGCCCCACUCUUUUCCAUGGUGCUUUUGUAGUGGGGUCAUUGUUUGCACUGCAUUCUAGUAUUCUAGCUUAGAUUACCCUCAUAAUCAAUAUGUAAUCUCUCAUUUGCACACUAGGCUAGAGCGUUCUUUCUCUAUGUUUUGAAUAUUACCUUCCUUUUUUGUCAUAUUUCUGUAAGUGAUUCUGGACCAAAGGUUCAACGUUAUAGAUAUCAGUCUUUAUUUGGGUGAUAUUCACCUCAACGAACAAGAAAAUAUGCAGAUUUGUUUGUUAUCGUUGUUUGCAAAUGUAUUGGGUCGUGAGUGACCUAGAGUCUUUUUGUUUCAUUUUAUUUUGAUGGUUGGGAACAGCAGAGAAGGUCUUAAACUGAUCCAGCCUUAGGUCUCCAAACUCACCCUUACUGAUCUAAGAUCAGGCUGCUAUCGCAUUCGUCUUAAAGAUUACAAAGAUCAGAUUGGAACUAAUUUAAGGUCAAAGAUCUGGAGUGGUUUUUAACGCCUCGCGCUAGUUGGACUUUCGUGUGAAGUUUGAGAUCGGAGAGUCUUUCACUCACUUAUUCACACAGACACACGCCUGACAUUUGUGCCAAACACAAACGACUAACUUGAAGUAUUGUUCGCCAAUUAAGAAAAACUACCUUACAGGGGCCAGAGAUGUACUUUGGCUAUGAACAGUCUUCAACGGGUUUUGAAGGAUGCCAUUAUCAAAGAAGAAACAUGAGGAUGAAGACAUCGUCCACUUUUCGAGCGAGCCUUGUAAAUACUUACCCAUGUCUAAUUCCACAUUCAAGUAUUAUUUUACAUCAUCCAAUGUGAUGCACUCUUUAAAUGCAGUAUUGCUAUGUUUUCAAUUGCGUGAAGAAGGUUGACAAACACUAUAGCGAUGGUACUUUCGGACUCUGUACAGCACAGAGAGGAUGAUGAGGACCUGGAAACAUCUUGACGACCUGCUUGAGCUGUCAGUCACUCAUCCUUUGAAUUGAUGGACUGGGGAAAAUCGUGUGGGACGUGUGACCCACUGGACAGUAUUUGCAUUCCCCAUCCCAUCUAAGAACUUGAAGCUCCAUGAAGACCAGAAGAAGGAAUAUAUGAAGGAGUGAACAAAAUAUAGAGUGGCCUUAGGAAAACAUGACUUUUAUAUUCCCUCACUUUAUAAACUGGCUAAAGACCAGAGGAGUGCGUGUAGGUAUGUGUGUUUUUGUGUGUGUGAUUGAGUGCAAGUGUGAGAAUAUGAAAAUCUUUAUGUAAUCCGUUCAUUUACUUCUCUCACGUUCCUGCUCCAAAACUUUUCUUCUGCUGGUAGGAGUGUAAACUGUAUAACUGUGUCUUAGAAAAUAAACGUUGACCUUACUGUACUGUUCUUGGUAGCUGAAAAAUGUUUGACAGAUGUACAACAAAAAUUAUUGAUUUUUUUUUAUUUCCCUUUGAUUUUUUCCAAUAUUUUUUAAAAAUGUUAUGUAAUUAUUUUUUCACAGUAUAUCAGAAAUAAAAGCACUGUUUUUCUAAGAAAUCA